AUGGGAGGCCGCUGUCUCUCUGCUUCGAACACUCCGGCUGUUCCGCCAACUGCUGCAGCCGCACCGCCAGAGGAAGAUGUGUUCCCGAUCCGCGCUGACACCGGCUCGCCCGCCCUCACCAAGGCGCAACUGCGGGAGCAGAUGUACCUGGAGGCCAGCAUCAUGUACGAUACGAGGUGGUCGGGACAGUUCUCUUGGCUUGUCUUCGGGAAAACCAAGGAGGGGUUUCCCUAUGUGAAGUGCAGCGUCUGCAUGGCCUACGGGAAGGAGAACACAAGGUACGCGAGGCAGGGUGAUGACGGAGGCCGUGACCUGCAGACGCAGGCGUUUCGUGCACACGAGCACACGGACGCGCACACAGCGGCUGUUGAUCGGCAGCUGAAGAUUGCGAAGGGCAUCCGCGAGGGGCAGCAAGUGAUUUCGAACUUCAUCAACUCGGACGUCGAGGGCAGGCGCGCAGUCCGACUGUUGCGGUCUGUUGUGUUUCUGUGCAAGUGCGACGCGCCGAUAAGCAUGUACCCUAGGCUGAUGCGGCAUCUUGCGGAGCAGGACACGCCCGACAUCCCGAGGCAGUCUUAUGGUGUCUAUCUUACAAGGGAGGCGCUGGCUGUUAAGGACGCGGCGACGUCCAACCCCGACCUGGGCAUGGUGGACAAGGUGGUGCGCACCGUGGCGGCAAAGCUUGGAGAUUCGUCGGUCUGGAGCCAACGCUUCAAGUACCUGCAGCGUGUGAUCUACAACACUAACCUCGAAGUCCAGGGGAUCCACACGGUUCGCUGGCUGUCGCGCGGAGAUGCGGUGAGGCGGCUGUGCAAGGUGCUCGGUGCGUGUAUCGUUCUUCUCUGGGAGAGGAGUCACAAGGUGUACGAGAUCGUUACGUGCUACAAGUUCCAGUUCUGCCUGUUCUUCCUGGCCGACAUCCUCGCCGACAUGAACGACCUCAACCGCUGUUUCCAGAAGCGUGAUAUUGAUGUAACGGAGAUUUCCAAGACCAUCGAGGCCACCACGGCGGAUCUGACGGAGCGGUAUUUUGAUACCGACAAGCAAUUCGGGGGUGAGGGCAAGUGCUGGCUGGUCGGCUUUCUGAAGCUGUACGGGCAUGGUGGAGGCAAGAAGGUUCGUGUAAGAGGCGUGGACGGGGAGGGACGCCCAGUCAACCAUAUGUACACCAUUCACGAGCGGAAGCUCCCGGGGCACAAGGUGGGGAGCGGGUACGAGGACUGCGUGAAGCUGUGCCGCAGUUUUGCCCGCGAUUGCGUGGGCAAUCUCAACGAGCGGCUUGAUGACCUGGGGAAGCUGGGGCCGACGAAGCUGUUUCGUUCAGGAAAGUGGCCGAAAAUCAAGGCUCAACGGGAGAAGAAGUGCCGUGAGUGGCUUCUGGGAUGCAGCAAACUCUUCCGCCACAAGCUGCCGGGAUUUGACCUCAAGGCCGCAGAGAGAGAGCUUCCCACAUUCUGCGCGAUCAUGGAGGCGCACCACGAGCUGGAAAGCUUCACGCAGGGACUGUCCAACAUUCUCGGGAGCACAGACUCGAAGAGGUCUAUGAGGAGGAGGCGCCCCGCAAAGACCGUGAAGCUUGCUGUGGCUGAGCGUGAAAGGAGGGGGAAAGCAAAGGAGGGUGAAGUCGAAGCAGGAGCUGCCCACCAAAACGACGGGGAGGAGGAGGAGGAGGAGAAGGAGGAGGAGGAGGAGGAGGAGGAGGAGGAGGAGGAGGAGUGUGAUGUGGAACAGGUAAUGGGCGACGAUCAGGAGCUUGUGGGGGAGGAGGAGGAGGAGGACAACCCCUUCCUUUCGGACGAUGAGGAUGUGGAGGAGGUGUUCCACAUCGAUAGGCCUGUGCACUAG
This is a messenger RNA of Closterium sp. Naga37s-1, 1845 nucleotides long. The record is from the annotation of a GenBank genome assembly. NCBI's taxonomy places the organism in Eukaryota, Viridiplantae, Streptophyta, Zygnematophyceae, Desmidiales, Closteriaceae.